UUUUGAGCAGUUUGUGGCCAGUCCUACUGUGGGUCAGCUAGACUGGUGUAGGAAGGUUGAUUUGCGGUUAGUUGCUGACCAUUAUCACGUUUCUGUCUCCUCUGCUCUUGUUAAAAGUGAACUCAAGGCUACUUUGAUAACUGGACUAGUUGAACAGGGGGUUUUGAGUCUGCCUAUUUUAGUGGAAUCUCCUGGCACGGUGGCCGGGGCUGUAGCAGCAGUAUCUCAUGGUGGUGUUACUCCAGGUGUUCAGAGUGCUACGGAACAGGCAACACUUUUCACCAUGCCUCAGUUUGACUUGUUUUCGGCAGGGUCCUCACCUACGGGGUCUAAAUUAGAUGCCAGGGUAAAAGUGCGUAUGGCUCGUCUCCAGUGGGAGAAGGAGGAGCGUGAUAGGGAUUUUCAGCUCAGGAGGGAGCUGGAGAUCAGGAAGUCGGAGCUGGAGAUCAGGAAAUUGGAGGCAGACACUGCUGUCCGGAUGCGUCAGUUAGAGCUUCAGGCAGCUGGGGGGGGGGGUGAUUCUGCCGUUACACCUUCUGGUCCUGCUGCCUCCUUCGACGUGAGUAGGCAUAUUUCUUUGGUCCCUGUGUUUCGUGAAUCAGAAGUGGAGAUCUAUUUUGGUGCAUUUGAGCGCAUUGCUGCUGCUCUGCGCUGGCCAGAAGACGUGUGGGCUAUUCUUUUACAGUGUAAGCUAGUCGGCAAGGCUCAAGAGGCUUGCUCUUCUCUUUCUGUCGAGGAUAGUUUAGUGUAUGAGAAUGUUAAAGGUGCUGUUCUCAGGGCAUAUGAGCUUGUGCCUGAGGCCAUCAGGCAGCGUUUUUGCGGCCUGAUGAAAACUUCUGGCCAAACCUGUGGACUUUGCGAGGGAGAAGAAAGUCCUCUUUGACAGGUGGUGUAGAGCUUGUAAAGCUGACGACAUUACUUCAGUGUGUGAGCUAGUGAUGUUAGAGGAGUUUAAGAACUGUGUGCCUGAGCGUACGGUAGUCUAUCUGAACGAGCAAAAAGUGGCUACCCUUCAGCAGGCUGCCACUCUGGCAGACGAGUUUGCACUGAUACACAAGAGCGUUUUUUUUCAGCGUGAUCCUCCUCAGCGAGACACUUAUCGUAGAGCUCCUGACAAUUACGUUCCCUGUGCCAGUGCUCCAGUGUUAGAUCCCAGGCUAAACAGAGCUUGUUUUUUUUGUCAUGACCCAGGUCAUGUGAUAGACUGUGCAGGUUGGAAGCGAGAGCAGACAGCGGCUGGCAAGCACCCAGAAGGGGUGGGAUUGGUUACAGCAGUGUGUCAUAGUGGACGGGCCACUGUUAACAAAGGGCCUGAUGAGUGUUUGAAACCGUUCAUCUCUACUGCUUUUGUCUCUCUGUCAGGAAAGGUGGAGGACCAGCGGCAGGUCACGGUGUUACGAGACAGUGGUGGCUCACAGUCGUUCAUUCUUGCCAGUGUCCUGCCCUUGAGUGCUGAGUCUGCCUGUGAGGCAAGUGCGGUGGUAAGAGGUAUUGGGAUGGGUUGUGUGCCUGCACCUCUUCACAAGAUCCAGGUACAGUCUAAACUGGCUACUGGUUUCUUUCCAGUUGCUGUGCUGCCCAAGUUUCCUGUCGAGUGGAUUUCAUAAUGGGUAACGAUAUAGCCGGGGGUAAAGUGUAUCCUACUGCUGAGGUUGUAGACGUUUCAAUCCCUGGUGCUGCAGGUGGUGACCUAGCUCAGACUCAUCCGGAGGUGUUUGCAGGUUGUGUUUUGACCAGAACUCGAGGUCUCAAGAGAUUAUGUUUCUUUUGUCUUGAUCCUGGUCAUCUAGUGGCAGGGUGUGUAGCUUGGAAGCAGCAGGUGGCAGCUUCCAAGCAGUCUACGGAAAAGUCAAAAGACCAGCACCCAGACUACGAUAUCGUCAUCAAGCACAAGAGGGGAGCGGAUAAUGUGGUGGCCGAUGUUCUGUCCCGUGGGUGAGAUUUCACGAUUCAUGUCCAAUAGUCUGAGUGUUUUUGGUAACUGUGGCCAAACACUUGUUUGGUUUUAUGGGGGGGGGUGUUACGUGCCGUAGUGUGUGUGUGUCUUUCUCUCUCUCCCUCUGAUUCCCCAGGUGCAGCCUGAUUGUCCCCAGGUGCAGCCUCUCCCCAGGUGCUCCAAAUUCCCAAUCAGGGCCUCCAUAUAGGACCGGAGGAAGACUGCAGUGAUUGCCCAUUUCUCCUCCUCUGGCUGCAUGCGUACAACCUGUGUUCUGUAGGUCAAUAAGAGAUGUGCUCCUGGAUAUGGGACACUAGUUUAAUGUGCAAGUUAGCUGGUGAGCAGCCCGUGUUCUUUUCUUGACUAUUAAAAGGCCUGUUCGUGACUCAAGAGAACGGUUUCCUCUCUUUUUCUCGUGCCUGAUCAACGUUG
Trematomus bernacchii (emerald rockcod) is the source of this 2368-nucleotide messenger RNA. RefSeq lists its product as uncharacterized. The record is from RefSeq and is a predicted model, not a curated record. NCBI's taxonomy places the organism in Eukaryota, Metazoa, Chordata, Actinopteri, Perciformes, Nototheniidae.